Molecule: messenger RNA, 1582 nt
Organism: Trichomycterus rosablanca
Lineage: Eukaryota; Metazoa; Chordata; Actinopteri; Siluriformes; Trichomycteridae
Gene: zp2l2
Product: zona pellucida glycoprotein 2, like 2
Exons: 9
Coding region: 1-1308 (435 amino acids)
Biological process (GO): binding of sperm to zona pellucida; prevention of polyspermy
Cellular component (GO): egg coat
Molecular function (GO): acrosin binding; structural constituent of egg coat
Source: RefSeq, a predicted model, not a curated record
AUGUCACCCUCACAUAUUGGCAAAUUGAGUAAUUACCCCAGUCAGAGUCAGUCAGGAGAACUGGAUGUGGCACAGCAAGGGCUCUACCAGUUUGGACAAUCUCCACCAAAUAGUGGUCAAGCAUGGCAGCAGGUCCCCACCGCCUCUGCAACUGUAGAUCAGUGUGAGGUGAGUGAAUCGUCCCGAGUGGGCUGUGGAGAACCUGGCAUUUCACCUGCUGAAUGUGAAACUCUCAAUUGCUGUUUUGAUAACAGACGGUUCAUUCGUGCCUAUGAUGGACCUUUGUGCUAUUAUGGAAAAACAGUCACAGUGCAGUGCACUAAGGAUGGGCAGUUUGUGUUGGUGAUAGCCAGAGAUGCCACCGUGCCAGAGAUUGAUCUGGACAACAUCAGUGUUGUGGAAUCUACUGAUAGCUCCUGCAAAGCCGUUGACAGUAAUGAUGACUUUGCUAUUUACCAAUUUCCAGUCACUGCUUGUGGUACAAGAAUAAAGGUGGACGGAGACUAUGUUGUUUAUGAGAACAUGAUUGCAUCAUCGUAUGAAGUAGGGGUCAGUGCUCGAGGCUCAAUCACCAGAGACAGCUCCUAUAUGGUGGCGUUUGAGUGCAGAUAUUUGUCUACAGCAGUGGAGAGUUUGAAGUUGGAAGUGAACACACCUCCUGCUCCUUCACCAGUACUUCAGCAAGGUCCUCUGAGGGUGGAGCUCAGGCUCGCAAAUGGUGUCUGUUUCAGUGGAGAAUGUUCAGAUGUGGAUAAUAUGUACAGCUCCUACUACACUAAGGUGGACUACCCUGUUACUAAAGUACUGAGGGACCCAGUGUUUGUUGAAGUACGCAUGCUGGAGAGGACUGAUCCUAAUAUUGGGUUGUUACUGGACCGCUGUUGGGCCACCAGUAACCCAGAUCCCUCCAGUACACAACAGUGGGAACUGCUGGUUAAUGGGUGUCCCUAUAAAGAUGACCGUUACCUCACUACGAUUGUUCCAGUUAGUGCCACAUCUGGCCUGCAGUACCCAACUCACUACAAACGCUUCACUGUGAAGAUGUUUGCUUUUGUAGAUGAGACCUCAUUGUUACAGUCACAGAAACAGAUCUUCAUCCACUGCAGUACAAUGGUGUGUCAGAUCACUGCUACUGAAUCCUGUGAACCAAUAUGCAACAGGACAAAGAGGUCAGUUUCAGCUGCACGAAAAUCACGAAAGGAUUCCAUAGUCUCUAGCGGUAUGGUCAUCCUUAUUGAUGAUUUGCCUGCUUUAUCGGUAAGCCAAGCAGAUAACGAGGACAGUAAGACCCAAGUGAAGCCUCUUUAACCAGUCUAACAGAAGGACACUAAAUCAGACAUAAUGCUGACCUUACCCUCGUCACGUUAGUCUAAAAUUUGAGGGUGUUGGCUAGAAAUAGUACGGCUUAGCUUUCGUGUUAAGCAGUUGUGGACUGUUGGUGGUGAUUCUACCACAAAGAUCAAAACCUUGUCCUUGUAUGCAGGUUUCAAGGGUGUAGGAAAUAAAGUGUGUGAGACCUAAACAGCUGCCUCAGUCUGGUCUGUUUAACAAAUACUAGUUCUAAAUGACCAAUUCAAGAACC